GUCUAACAACGGUGAACACCUGGCAUACUUUCUCCGUCCUCAUCACCCACAACGUCCUAGCCCUCAGGAGACUCUGCAACUCAAUCACAGACAGGCUCGAGGGUCCUCGAAGCCCCGCGUUCAAGCAUCACACCAUCAUCACACACAUCACCCCGCAAGCACAACAUGGCCACAGAGUCGGUGGCGACACAGCUCCCCGUGAGGACGAGCAAUCACAUCAGCGUCCAUCCUUUGGCACCAAUCAACGGCACCGAGAUUCAGAACGCCGUUGCGUUGGUCAGGGCACAAUGGCCAGCGGACACGGAUCUUCACUUCAAGGCUGUUACGCUGCAAGAACCCGUCAAGGCUGAGAUGUUGCCAUAUCUCGAGGCUGAAUUCAGCGGAUCUACUCUGCCUAAAAUUGAUCGCAGGGUCUUCCUCACAUACUACCUGCGCAGAACGAACAAGUUCCACGAAGCAGUGGCCAAUCUCAGUACACAAACUGUAGAAUUCAAUGCAAGACUGGGCGCUAACAUGCACGCUCCUGGAGAUGGUGAGGAAAUAGAGGCUAUGGAGCGUAUCGCUCUGGCAGACGAGGGAGUGCAAGCCGAACUUGCCAAGCUUCAGCUCCCGAAAGGCAGCCAUGUGGUUGUCGAUCCCUGGAUAUAUGGUGCUGAUGGAGUGGACGACGAUGAGCGCAUGUGGCAAUGCUUCCUCUACAUGCGUGACCCCCAGAACUCUGGCGAGGUAGACUCAUGCCACUACGCCUUCCCUUUGACCGUCUCGCCAGUCAUUUCUUCCGUCAGCAUGAAGGUCAUCAGAAUUGAUAUUAUGCCCACCGGCAAGGACAAUUCCGUCAAGGAGCCGAAGAUUUACAAGCCAGUGGGCGCAAACGAGUAUCUUCCAGAGUAUCAGAAGCUCCGAACAGACCUUAAGCCUCUCCAUGUCGUGCAGCCUGAGGGUGCAAGCUUUACUGUCGAAGAGCAGGGAACGAGCAAUUUCAUUCAGUGGCAAAAGUGGCAAUUCCGUGUGGGUUUCAACCUUCGCGAGGGCAUGGUGAUCCACGAUGUGCGCUACGAAGGACGCAACCUCUUCUAUCGCCUCUCGCUCUCCGACAUGAACAUUCCCUAUGCGGAUCCGAGAAACCCAUUCCACCGAAAGUCCGCAUUCGAUCUCGGCGAUGCUGGUGCUGGGAUCAUGGCCAACGAUCUCAAGCUGGGAUGCGAUUGUCUUGGUAGCAUCCAUUAUCUUUCGUCCACGCUCAAUAACGACAAGGGUGAGCCAUUGGAUAUGCCAAAUGUCAUCUGCAUUCACGAGCAAGACGGCGGUAUUGGCUGGAAGCAUACCAACUACCGCACCGGUCGAGCAGCUGUCGUUCGCAACCGCGAGCUCGUGCUCCAAUCGAUCAUCACCGUCGCCAACUACGAGUACAUCAUGGCAUUCAUGUUCAAUCAAGCCGGCGAGCUCGCUUAUGAGGUCCGCGCGACCGGAAUUCUUUCCACACAGCCCAUCGACGAAGGCCUCGAGGUUCCCUGGGGCACCGUCGUGCAUCCCGGAGUCCUAGCCGCUCACCAUCAGCACAUUUUCUCCUUGCGCGUCGAUCCCAUGAUUGACGGCUACCACAACCGUCUCGUCUACGACGAAGCCUUACCCAUGCCACGCAGCGCCGACUUCAACCCUCACGGCACAGGCUACUUUGCCCAAGAAACCGUCGUAGAAACCAGCGGAGGCUACGACAUCGACUAUGCCGUCAAUCGCACUUUCAAAAUCCAAAACGUCCACAAACGCAACCCCGUCAAUGGCAAACCCGUCGCGUACAAAAUCCACGCGCCCCCGUUCCAGAAAAUUUUGGCCGAUGAAGACUCCUUCAAUCACAUGCGUGCCGAAUUUAGUGAUCAUAACAUUUACGCCGUCUCUUACCGUGACGACGAAUUGUACGCCGGAGGAAAGUAUACCAAUCAAAGCCGCGGCGGCACAGGCGUGCGAGCGUGGGCGAAUAGGAAAGAUCCUAUUGUCGAUGAGGAUUUGGUCGUAUUUGUCCAGUUUGGAAUCAAUCAUAUUCCCCGCAUCGAAGAUUUCCCCGUCAUGCCCUGCGAAGUCAUCAAAGUGGCUCUCAAACCCGUGAAUUUCUUUGAGAAAAACCCUGCAUUGGAUGUUCCGCCGAGUACGCAGGAUUUUAAUCAGAGUGUGCUUUUGGGUAACGAGGAAAAAGCCGGAGUCGAUGCGUGUUGCAUUUCUUCUGGUAGUGGAAAGAGUACUACUGCUACUACUGCUACUACUAGUAAGCUUUGAAUACUGUAUGAAUGAGGAGGAAGAGGGUGUCCAUCUAUGGAGUGAAGACGAUUGGAUGGAUAUGGAAUCACAAUCGAAAAUAUGACGGCAACAAACGACGACGACAACAAGUGGGUGGGUGGCAAUUGAGGUAAUACAUGUAUGGAAAAAAGGAGAGGUAUAGAAUGUAUUCAACAAGACCAAAAAAUGGGAC
This is a messenger RNA of Sphaerulina musiva SO2202, 2464 nucleotides long. RefSeq names its product Cu_amine_oxid-domain-containing protein. The coding region runs from base 166 to 2271 and encodes 701 amino acids. Gene Ontology annotation, molecular function: quinone binding; primary methylamine oxidase activity; copper ion binding. The record is from RefSeq and is a predicted model, not a curated record. Gene Ontology annotation, biological process: amine metabolic process. NCBI's taxonomy places the organism in Eukaryota, Fungi, Ascomycota, Dothideomycetes, Mycosphaerellales, Mycosphaerellaceae. The transcript has 4 exons.